Molecule: messenger RNA, 1771 nt
Organism: Limanda limanda (common dab)
Lineage: Eukaryota; Metazoa; Chordata; Actinopteri; Pleuronectiformes; Pleuronectidae
Gene: phyh
Product: phytanoyl-CoA 2-hydroxylase
Exons: 9
Coding region: 56-1060 (334 amino acids)
Biological process (GO): fatty acid alpha-oxidation
Molecular function (GO): phytanoyl-CoA dioxygenase activity
Source: RefSeq, a predicted model, not a curated record
UCAUCUAACCUCUGUCCCACUUUCUCCUCGGGACUGAUCUGGACCUGGCUGCAGGAUGUCUCGGGCUGCGGACAGACUCAAACUGCUGAUCCAUCAUCUGGAUCGACCACAAGCUGCGAUCCGUGCAGCACCGACCUCGGCUCAAACCUUCACCCACAGCAGCCAGCCACACAGACUGAGAUACACCUUAGAGACGGACCUGCUGAGCCCAGAGCAGCGACUCUUCUAUGAGGAAAAUGGCUUCAUCCUCAUCAAGAACCUGGUGUCGGAGGAGGACAUCGACAAGUUCAGGAUGGAGUUUGAACGCAUCUGUCGACAGAGUGUGAAAGUUCCCGGCUUGGUGGUGAUGAAGGAUGUGGCAAUCGUCAAGUCAGAGUUCCUCCAGGAUCAGAGGGCCGUCUCCAAACUCCAGGACUUCACAGAGGAUCCCGAGCUGUUCCGGUACUGCAACUUACCACAGAUCCUGAAGCAUGUGGAGUGUUUCACUGGACCAAACAUCAUGGCCAUGCACACCAUGCUGAUCAACAAACCUCCUGAUGCAGGUAAGAAGACGUCCCGUCACCCGAUGCAUCAGGAUCUGCACUACUUCCCGUUCCGACCGGCCGACCAGAUUGUCUGCUCUUGGACGGCGAUGGAGAAAGUGAACAGGCAGAACGGCUGCUUGGUCGUCCUGCCAGGAACUCACAUGGGCACGCUGAAGGAGCACGACUACCCCGAGUGGGAGGGUGGGGUGAACAAGAUGUAUCACGGUGUACGAGGCUAUGACUCCCAGCACCAGAGGGUGCACCUGGAGAUGGAGAAGGGUGACACCGUCUUCUUCCACCCGCUGCUCAUCCAUGGCUCCGGCAUGAAUCAGACCCAGGGCUUCCGCAAGGCCAUCUCCUGUCACUACGCCAGCGCUGAGUGUUAUUACAUCGACGUGAAAGGAACCACACAGGAAAACAUAGAAAAGGAGGUGAAGGAGAUUGCGUCCAGGAAGUAUGCUGUGGACGAAAUCUCAUUCAAGGAUACCUGGGCUUUCAGAGGUCGUCUGGUGCAGGGAGAGAGGAUUUCACUGUGAGGACGCCAUUAAUCAGAAGACGGAAGAUGACAGCAGAAUGACCAGUCACUGAGCUGAGAGGAGAGUAGGUUAAUAUAGUGCUGAGCUUCUUAAAGUAAAACCCCUAAAUUCCUUUUGCAGAGGAGGAAUUAAGACUACUUACUGUACAAUUUAAUCAUGCUCAGAAGAGUUGGGAGAUUUAUUCUGGAAAAGGUUAUGUGGUCCUAACAGAAAAUAUAAAGACAGGGAAUCAGAUUUAAAGGAAAUAUAUACAAUUUACCUCUUCAGAGUUCGCAGCACAAAAUAAAGCUAAAUUAGCAAUUUAAAAAAACCAGACCUGUUUGGAACAAUGGAAAAAGCUGUAAUUCACCAAAAUCUUCAAAGAAAGGGAUGUUAAGUGAGAAGAAAUAGGCCUGAGAAAGACUAGUGGUACGUUGCUUUGAUGGGAAAAAUGAGAAUUGCUGACUGGCUGAUUAAAUCACUAACAUGGGUUAUGAUAUAUCUCUAAGAACUGAUAAGCAGAACUGAAAUUCAACUUGGGAUUUGGUUCAGAGUUUAGGAUCUCGACCCCAGCCUUGACCGUUUAAAGUGCCUUAUAAACGUAUCACUGUGUAAAUCGUCUUGUUUCUGUUGAUUGAUAAGUGUUUGUCAACGAGUGAGUGGGUUUUAAUAUUGUUUGUAUGAUAAUUAUAAAGUUUUAAUAGGAUUAAUAAUAAAAAAUUGCUGCUAUAA